UUAGAUUUAGGAUGUUCUCUCACCUCUGCUGGAUUGUGUGGCCUCCGUUUAUGGUGUGUUCAACUCAACUGCAAACAUGAGCCACCAGUGCCACUCCUUUGUGAUCUUCCCAAUGACUCCUCUCCCCCCUUCUUCCUCCCCUCCACUUGUUCCGGUGCUUCCUCUCCGCUUCGCAAGCACAGGUGAAGAGGUGCACCAGCGAGAGCAGCACAACAAGUCAUGUCAAUCGCUACUGUCACCAAUCCAUCUCUCUGUUCAUCCCCUUCCCUUUUGAGAGCACAGCCUACCAGGAGAAGUCCACCCUCCUUUCUCCUCCCCCACUUCUCCUGCACCAAAUCCUAUAAGCAUAGAGGCCUUGUUGCUAGAGCGGAUUCUUCUUCUUCUUCUUCUGCUUCUUCUUCUUCUUCUUCUUCUUCUUCUUCUUCUUCUUCUUCUUCAGCUAUUGAGUCUCAGCCUUCGAAGUCGGACGGUGGGGAGGGCGGAGCAGGAGAAGGUGAGGAGUACGAGGUUGAAUUGGAGAAGCCAUAUGGGCUAAAGUUCGUGAAGGGACGUGAUGGAGGCACCUACAUCGAUGCGAUAGCACCCGGUAGCGCCGCCGAUACGUCGGGGAAGUUCACUGUGGGAGACAGAGUAAUUGCCACAAGUGCUGUGUUUGGCACCGAAAUAUGGCCGGCUGCUGAGUACGGGAGAACGAUGUACACCAUCCGGCAGCGAAUCGGUCCCUUGCUCAUGAAAAUGCAGAAGAGAGAUGGAAAGUUGCCUGAUGCUGGUGAACUGACGGAGAAAGAAAUUAUAAGAGCUGAGAGGAAUGCUGGGUUUAUUAGCAACAGAGUGAGGCAAAUUCAAAUGCAAAAUUACUUGCGGAAGAAGGAACAAAAAGAACGCAGGCAGAAUGAUCUUCGAGAAGGAUUAAAGCUUUACAAGAAUGGGAAGUAUGAAGAAGCUUUGGAAAAGUUUGAGUCUGUGCUGGGCUCAAAACCUGAGGCAGAUGAAUCUUCAAUAGCAAGCUACAAUGUGGCGUGCUGUUAUUCCAAGCUUAAUCAGAUUCAAGCUGGUAUUUCGGCACUAGAAGAUGCACUGGUAGCAGGAUACGAUGAUUUCAAGACUAUCCGCAAUGAUCCUGAUCUGGCCAACGUACGUGCUUCGGAGGAAUUUGAACCCCUCAUGAAGAAGUUUGAUGAGUCCUUCAUCAAUGAGAAUGCCAUCAAUGCUAUCAAAUCUCUUUUUGGAAUAUUCAACAAAGACUAAGCAUCUUUUGUUCUCCACAAGACCAGCAAUUGUGUCACUCAAUUCCUGACUAUUUGGAGCCUUGAAAUGCUCUCAAGAUCUUGGGAAUUGGAUUAACAAAUUGCAAUACCAGCUGCUUUUUUUCUUCUUUUCCUAUGAUAUAUGGAAUGAUUAUUGUAUAGCUUACUUGUCCUUCCAUUGUAAUGUUAAUUUUUCAGAUGUAUGAUUGAAAUCAUCCUUAGUUUUAUUUGGAUUAAAAGGAGAACCUUUUUUAUCUUCAUAA
Messenger RNA from Musa acuminata AAA Group (dessert banana), 1510 nucleotides. RefSeq names its product protein MET1, chloroplastic. Lineage: Eukaryota; Viridiplantae; Streptophyta; Magnoliopsida; Zingiberales; Musaceae. The coding region runs from base 220 to 1248 and encodes 342 amino acids. Gene Ontology annotation, molecular function: protein binding. The record is from RefSeq and is a predicted model, not a curated record. The transcript has 7 exons.